This is a messenger RNA of Pelagomonas calceolata, 2142 nucleotides long. Lineage: Eukaryota; Pelagophyceae; Pelagomonadales; Pelagomonadaceae. The record is from the annotation of a GenBank genome assembly.
GGCGGGGCGCAUAAGCUCUACACGGCGCGCGCGGCGUCUCGCUGCAAGUGAAGGCGUCUCAUUCACGCUAUCGAAGCGACCCAUCGCCGCCAGCCAAAAUUCGACUGAGAACGGCUCCUACAACAAACAGAGCCUCUCUGCGCAGAGCAGCCAGCAAACAUGGCCGCCGCCAAGCCAGCCGACGAUAGCGACCUCCUCUACCGCUUCCGCGCCGCCCACAAGAAGCGCGACGGCUGGUGUAGAAUUACGGCAAGAGGCAUCGAAUGGCAAUCCGAUCGCGAAAACAAAGCGCUAGAUGUGCCCUACGCUGAGCUCGCGAGCCACGAGGUGAGCCCCGAGGACCACCCGAAAGCACUGUUACGCUUGAGUCGCAGCGAGGGCAAGGCUCUGGUAUUAACAAUUCUGGAAGCGACACCGGAUCGGGCCUAUGCGACGUUGUGUGACGCGAAACUCGCGAUCACCGCAUGUAUCAGAAGACGAAGACGUAGGGGAGAACAACAACCAGUACCGGAACGCAAGAAGCAGCCCACGGCGAAACGCGCGGAAGUCAUGCGACGGGCGAAGUUACUACAAACGGACGAAGCCCUGCAGAAGCGCCACAAAGAACUUGUUCAGAGUGGCGCGGUCGACGAGGAGGCGUUCUGGGCCGCCGCGACGGGUCGACGAGCGCCGGCCGCCGAGAAAGUUAUUAAAGCCCCAUCCAAUGAACUGCUCGUCGACGCGCCGCGCGAAGGCGAGUCGACGGGACGGACCGUCACUUUCUCCCUCUCGCCGGAGAAGAUCGCCUUCGUGUUCUCGAUGUAUCCCGCGGUGCGCCGGGCGCACGCGGCGCACGUGCCCAAGGUUUGCUUCGGUGUCCGAACCGUUUCGUCGCGCGUCGACGGCGUUGCCCGUGUCGCGUCGAUGGCGUUAUGAGCUGUACACACCUACCCCGCUGGUGGGCCGUCGCCGCGACCCCACGACUCCUCACGCCAUCGAGCAGCCGCAGAGGGCACACACCCACGCCGUCACCGCGCCAAGUCGCGCGUGGACGGCGUGGAGGCUGCCGGUCUCGCGGUCGCGUCGACGCCCGGCCGGAGCCGCGCGCGCGGACCGAUCGAGCAGUACGCCAUCGAGCAGCCGCAGAGGCGCGGACACACACGCGCCGUUGCCCCCCCCGCGUCGAUGGCGUCCGCGCUGUACCAAACGCUCACGCCGCGACGCUCCCACGAACACACACCUACCCCGCCGGCGCGCCAUCGACGCGACAGAACGGACACCAAUCAAACAACGCAGGACAUGUCCGAGGCCCAGUUUUGGGUCAAGUACUUCCAAUCGAGAUAUUUUUGGCGCGACAAGGGGCGGGCGGUGCUCGAGAAGGGCCAGGCCAAGGCCGACGUUGCUGAUGAUUUAUUUGCCCGACAUGAAGAACCGGGCGACGACGCGUUGCAGGUCGCGCCCGAGGUGCGGAAGGCCGUGGAUUUGUCGCGGACGGACGCGGAUCGAUUUAUAUCUUCUUCCCAAGAGGAUGUUGUGGAUCCCGCGGCGCCGGCUGCUACCAGGGUAUUGCGGAAGUUUAAUAGGCAUGCGGCGUUAGUUCUUGGUGCUGACCCGCCGUCCAUACCCUCUGAUGAAUUACCGGUCAAGAGUGACCACGUGGCGCUAGACUUGAAGCACCACGACUCCAAGAAGGCCUCCAAGAAGCGGAGUGUCGCCGCUGCUUUUGCGAUUGAGGAUGAGGACCUGGACCGACCUGUUGGUGUCCAGUGGUCUGAGGUCGACGUGGAGCAGGCGCUCACCAACAAAGCGGGCAUCGACGCUCUCAUAUCGCUAGAUAGGAACGUCGCGUCCGUCCAACCGCCGCCGCCCAAAAGCACUAAGGAGCAAGUCGAAAAAGUGGCCGGGGACGUCCGAUUGUUAGUGCGGGCCUUGCGCUUCACUCAGGGCACGGCGAAGCGCCAAGCCAUCCUGAAGAAGCUGCGGCAACUACAGGCGUUCAUCGAUCAAAGGGUGGCGGCUUUUACAUCAAAACCGAAGCACGCGCAUCUGGCCGCGUUCUUCAAGCCGGUGUCGGACCAGGUCGCGCGGGCGCUGCGCAAGUAACUAGGUGUGUGUCUUUCUUUGUUUGAUGCGUGGGGUGUGUACUAAGAAGUUACUGCCUCU